Molecule: messenger RNA, 1854 nt
Organism: Girardinichthys multiradiatus
Lineage: Eukaryota; Metazoa; Chordata; Actinopteri; Cyprinodontiformes; Goodeidae
Gene: hint3
Product: histidine triad nucleotide binding protein 3
Exons: 5
Coding region: 245-748 (167 amino acids)
Molecular function (GO): catalytic activity
Source: RefSeq, a predicted model, not a curated record
UUCCAAGUUCUCUUCCUUUUCAAAUCUGGACAGAGGAUAAUAAAGAGUUCUGAUUGAAUUACUUGUCAGUGUAGUUUGACUUUGAGGUUACGAUUAGGUUAAGACGCUAGUGUAUUAGAAUAUAUACAUUUGUGAACCAUUAAAGCACUGAGAGUGGUGGGGUCUGAGAAAAACCGACCCUGAGAAGGGCGCAUCUGGGAUCGACUUUUCUGGCCUGAAUGUUGACAGUUCAUGCUACCGGACAAUGGCCGAGGAUCAGCCUUCACCGUCUGUUCAGGCUAGUCAUACAACCAAACCCAGCAGUGUACCAGCGGAGGAAUAUGACAAGAAGUGUAUUUUCUGCAGGAUUGUCAACAAUGAAAUGGGCACAGAGCUUCUCCACAGCGAUGGAGAUAUUUCCUGUUUCAAGGAUAUUAAACCUGGAGCUCCACAUCACUACCUGGUGGUCCCAACUAAACACAUUGGAAACUGUAAAUCACUCAACAAAGAACAUGUGCCUCUAGUGAAGCAAAUGGUUGAUGUCGGGGAGGAUGUGUUACAGAAAAACAACGUAACAGAUCUCACUGAUGUCAGGUUCGGUUUUCAUUGGCCUCCGUUCUGUUCUGUCACACACUUACACCUUCAUGUUCUGGCGCCUGUCAGUCAAAUGGGCUUCAUGUCCCGCCUCAUCUAUAGACUCAAUUCCUACUGGUUUGUCACAGCAGAUCAGCUGAUUGAGCUUCUCAGCUCUAAAGGAGAGACAAACUGAGCUCUGGAUCUAUUUCUUCCUUCACUAGAUUUUGACAUGUUGGUUGUUACAAGAGUUAAUUUGCUUUCUGGUUUGACCAAAGUUGAGGACAGUGUUUUAAUGUAAACUUGCCUGGUACAUGUAAGACAUUAUGAAGAUAUUUUGGACAACAAAGCUUGAAUGAAGCCAAGUAUUCCUUGUUUUAUUCAGAAUGUACCAGAAAGAUGCCCCAUGUAGUGGUAUUAAAACUCUCUGUCAACCUGUCACCUUAGAAAAACAAUGUUUAGGGACCAAGGAGCAUAAAGACAUUGUUCUCAUUCUUAAUUUGACCUAAAAUGAAAAAUGAUUUGAUUUAAACUGUAACAAAGCUCAUCUUCAUCAACAGAAUUUGACAGCUAAACUUUGACUAAGUUCAUACUGUUUGAUUUUCUGUCAGGUAAGAGGACUUCAUUGUAAAGCUCAGGUUAUGCAUGUGGGAAAAAAAUGUAAUUGCAAGAAUACUGAGGUUGAACAAUAACCUAAGACAUGUUUUCCAUGUAUCCACUAAUCAUAUCAGCUGUGCAGCCUGUACUAAACGUGUAAUCCUCUGAAUUGUACUUUGACAAUUGAGGUACAGUACAACAUCAUCUUAACAAGCACUGAAGUGCACUUAAUGUGCAUAUAUUUACAUGAUUGCAAUGUGUAAAUGUCAAUAUUUAAAUUAUUGCUUAUAGACUGUAUACAAAAGAUAAACAUUGAUAUUGAAUACCAACUUCAUGAAGUCUACGUUACCUCAAACAAAGCCACAUUUAUAGAAUUAACAUCAUUCAGAAUUAAAAACAAGGAAAACAACAAACUAAUGAGUCGAGCAAAUCAAAUAAUAAUCAAAGGGUGAGCAGAGGAAAAUAAAUAAAAGGUAAGAUUUUAUGGUAAAUUUGUCUUCGCAAGUGUGGGAUUCUGACCUCACUAAUCGACAGCAUUCAGUUUUGAAGUAUUUAAAUUUAGUGUGUCUCUUUCAUCAAAUUUAAGAGCAUAGCCAUAUUACUGCUGUAUAUGAACUGAAUGUAAGACUAAGGACUUUACAGCAUUUUUUGUACUGUAGAUAUGCACUGUAGACAUUAAUUUAGAAUAAACAAUGUUGCAUCUCA